AUGUUCAGUUGGAUGGGGAAGGAGAGCGGCUCUGGCCGUCAGCAGCAGGAUGUUCACCAGACGGUGACGGGCGGCCUGCAGGCUCUGUACACCGGGAAGCUGCUGCCUCUGGAGGAACAUUACCGCUUCCAUGAGUUCCAUUCCCCGGCGCUGGAGGAGGCCGACUUCCAGAACCGGCCCAUGGUGCUGCUGGUGGGACAGUACAGUACCGGGAAGACCACCUUCAUCAGAUACUUACUAGAACAAGAUUUUCCAGGAAUGCGAAUUGGACCAGAGCCUACAACAGAUUCGUUCAUUGCUGUCAUGUACGGUGAAAAAGAAGGAAGCAUUCCAGGAAAUGCAUUGGUUGUCGACCCAAAAAAACCCUUUAGAAAACUAAAUAGUUUUGGAAAUGCCUUUCUGAACAGGUUUAUGUGUUCACAGUUGCCCAAUCAGGUUCUCCAAAGUAUCAGCAUCAUCGAUUCUCCUGGAAUCCUCUCUGGAGAGAAGCAACGUAUUAGCAGAGGGUAUGACUUCAGCCAGGUCUUGCAAUGGUUUGCAGAACGGGUUGAUCGGAUUAUUCUUCUCUUUGAUGCCCAUAAACUGGAUAUAUCUGAUGAGUUCUCAGAAGCUAUUAAAGCCUUUCGGGGUCAAGAUGACAAAAUUCGUGUGGUGCUCAACAAGGCUGACCAAGUGGAUACCCAGCAGCUGAUGAGAGUCUAUGGUGCCCUCAUGUGGUCGUUAGGAAAGGUUAUUAACACCCCAGAAGUGGUCCGUGUUUACAUUGGCUCAUUCUGGGCAAAGCCUCUGCAGAAUACGGAGAACCGGAAACUCUUUGAAAUGGAAGCCCAGGAUCUCUUCCGGGAUAUCCAGAGCCUGCCAAGAAAUGCUGCCCUCCGAAAACUAAAUGAUCUGAUUAAGAGAGCUCGCCUUGCUAAGGUGCAUGCUUAUAUCAUCAGUCACCUAAAGAAAGAGAUGCCAGCCAUGUUUGGAAAAGAUACAAAGAAAAAGGAGCUCAUUAACAGACUGCCUGAAAUCUUCCACCAAAUUCAGAGAGAACAUCAGAUUUCCCCAGGGGACUUUCCUGAUGUCAAGCGAAUGCAGCAACAGCUGGAGUUAUAUGACUUUUCAAAGUUUCACGCUCUGAAGCCCAAGUUGAUUGAGUCUGUAGAUAACAUGCUAGCCAACAAAAUCGCUCCUCUGAUGAGUAUGAUACGGGAGGAAGAGAGCAGUAUGCCACCCACAGAUGGUGCAUGGUGGCGCUUUUGAGGGCACCAAUGAGGGUCCUUUUGGCCAAGGUUAUGGAGAAGGAGCUGGUGAGGGUGCUGGAGAAGAAGAAUGGGUGGUGGCCAGAGAUAAACCUGUUUAUGAUGAAAUCUUUUAUACCCUCUCACCGAUAAAUGGCAAGAUCUCCGGAAUUAAUGCCAAGAAAGAGAUGGUGAACUCAAAGUUGCCAAAUACCGUUCUGGGAAAAAUCUGGAAGUUGGCUGAUAAUGAUAAGGAUGGAAUGUUGGAUGAAGAGGAAUUUGCCUUGGCAAAGCAUCUUAUUAAGAUUAAACUGGAGGGCUAUGAGUUGCCCAACGACCUACCUCCUCACCUCAUACCUCCAUCUCAGAGGAAGCCAGUCUAUGACUCUGAGUGA
This is a messenger RNA of Staurois parvus, 1621 nucleotides long. NCBI's taxonomy places the organism in Eukaryota, Metazoa, Chordata, Amphibia, Anura, Ranidae. The record is from the annotation of a GenBank genome assembly.